Messenger RNA from Ogataea polymorpha, 4541 nucleotides. RefSeq lists its product as uncharacterized. Lineage: Eukaryota; Fungi; Ascomycota; Pichiomycetes; Pichiales; Pichiaceae. Gene Ontology annotation, biological process: glycine decarboxylation via glycine cleavage system. Gene Ontology annotation, molecular function: glycine dehydrogenase (decarboxylating) activity; glycine binding; pyridoxal phosphate binding. The coding region runs from base 161 to 2989 and encodes 942 amino acids. The record is from RefSeq and is a predicted model, not a curated record. Gene Ontology annotation, cellular component: glycine cleavage complex; mitochondrion. The transcript has a single exon.
CGCAAUGUCUGUCUCGUCCAGGAUUGCAUUUUGUGGAUCUAUUCGGCUGAUUUCCUCAAAAGCCUAUGCUCAGGGAUAUUAUCCCCCAAAUAAAGGAUUAGCGGAUCUGGAUACUUUUGCGCGCAGACACUUGGGUCCCAAGCCCCAAGAUGUUGAUCAGAUGCUUUCUGUGGUGAAAUGUUCCGACCUUGGUGAAUUUAUCCGCAAGGUUCUUCCGGAAAACGUUUUUGUCGGAAGACCUCUCAAGAUCAAGCCUGAACAGGGAUAUACUGAGACCCAGAUGCUAAACCGAUUGAGGGAAAUUGCGUCCAAGAACAAGUUGGUCAAAUCCUACAUUGGAAAGGGUUAUUAUAACACUAUCCUUCCUUCUGUGAUCCAGCGGAAUCUGCUUGAAAACCCCGCUUGGUACACAUCCUACACUCCUUAUCAGCCCGAGGUUUCGCAAGGACGGCUCGAGAGUCUUUUAAAUUAUCAGACCAUUGUUUCGGACCUCACUGGACUUCCAGUGGCAAACUCAUCUCUUCUUGAUGAGGCUACUGCAGCUGCGGAAGCCAUGAUUUUGUCCUACAACCAAUUGCGUGGAAAGAAAACCAAAUACUUUGUUGAUAAGAACACUCAUGAGCAAACCAUAGCCGUCUUGAAAACUAGAGCCUACACUUUGGGAAUUGAGCUUAUAAUUGAUGACCUGGGUAACGUUGAACCUGUCGCAGGUGAGCUAUGUGGUGUAUUAGUCUCUUAUCCUCAAACAGAUGGUACCAUCCCUUUUCCAGAAGAUCUAGCCCAUAUCGCCGAAAUUGUGCAUAACAAUAAAGGUUUGGUUGCAGUGGCCUCUGAUCUAAUGGCUUUGACUCUUCUCAAGCCUCCAUCUGAAUUUGGUGCUGAUAUCGCUUUGGGAUCCUCGCAAAGAUUUGGCGUUCCUAUGGGUUUUGGAGGCCCUCAUGCGGCAUUUUUUGCUGUCACUGAAAAAUUGCAAAGGAAGAUUCCAGGAAGACUAGUGGGCGUCACAAAAGACAGGCUCGGUAAUCAUGCCCUUCGUUUGGCACUUCAAACUCGUGAGCAGCACAUCAAAAGAGAAAAGGCUACUUCAAACAUCUGCACUGCUCAGGCUCUACUCGCCAACAUUGCAGCCAACUACGUGGUUUAUCAUGGUUCCGAUGGUUUGAAGGCAAUUGCUACUCGGAUUCACGGUCUUACACGCAUUCUUGCCGACCAAAUCACCAAUCAUUCUCCGCAUACCGUUCUCAAUACCACUUACUUUGAUACGCUCUCCGUUCAAGUUGAGGGUACUGCAGAUGCGUUCGUUGCCAAGGCCUUAAAAGAGUACAACAUUAACUUAUUCAAAGUCAACGAGAAGCAGAUCCAGUUGUCUCUUGAUGAGUCUGUCACCGAAGACGACCUUUCCAGGCUCGUAGAAUUGUUUACUUCACAAACGACUAGUUUCGACAGCCUUCAAGCUCUUCCUGAAUUCCCUCGCCAGCUCUCUAGAACGGACAGGAUUCUCACCAACCCUGUCUUCAACACGCACAAUUCGGAAACAGCUAUGUUGCGGUAUCUAUACAAGCUACAGCAAAGAGAUAUCUCUCUUGCAUCUUCCAUGAUCUCUCUUGGCUCCUGUACCAUGAAGUUGAAUGCCACAACGGAAAUGAUUCCAAUCACGUGGCCUGAAUUUGCAAAUGUUCAUCCCUUUGUGCCUAGAGACCAGGCCAAAGGCUAUUUGGAAUUGAUCACAGAGCUUGAAGCUGAUCUAGCGGAUAUCACUGGGUUUGCUAAAACAACCCUCAUGCCUAAUUCGGGUGCACAGGGAGAGUACACUGGUCUUACCGUCAUCAGAGCUUAUCUAGAGAGCAUUGGCCAGGGCCACAGGAAUGUGGUCUUGAUUCCGGUGAGUGCCCACGGAACAAACCCAGCCUCCGCUGCUAUGGCAGGCCUCAAGGUGGUUCCAGUCAAAUGCCUAAGCAACGGAAAUCUUGAUAUACAGGAUCUCGAAGCUAAAACCACCAAGUACGCUUCCAAUCUUGCUGCUAUUAUGAUCACAUACCCAUCGACAUAUGGUAUGUUCGAGCCUACAAUCAGGGAUGCUGUCCGGCUCGUUCAUGCUCAUGGAGGCCAGGUUUAUCUUGAUGGCGCGAACAUGAAUGCUCAAGUGGGAUUGACAUCCCCGGGAGACUUGGGAGCCGACGUCUGUCAUUUGAAUUUGCAUAAGACUUUCGCUAUACCUCAUGGUGGGGGUGGUCCAGGUGUUGGACCUAUUUGUGUUGCAGAGCACUUGAAGGACUUCCUUCCAAAACAUCCUCUGUUUGCGUCCACCAACACUGCAUCGACUGCAAUUAACCCUGUUUCAGCUGCGCCAUUUGGCUCUGCCUCGAUUUUGCCCAUUUCCUACGCUUACAUUAAGAUGCUUGGAGCCCAAAACCUGCCUUACGCAUCUAGUUUGGCUAUUCUGAACGCCAAUUAUAUGAUGUACAGACUUCGCGACCACUACAAGAUCAUGUUCUUGGGUGAUGAAUCCGCACAUCAUGAGAUAAAAUACUGCGCGCACGAGUUUAUCAUUGAUUUGAGGCCAUUCAAGGAAUUUGGAAUCGAGGCCAUCGAUGUUGCCAAGCGUCUUCAGGAUUAUGGCUUCCAUGCUCCAACUAUGUCCUUCCCUAUCCCAGGAACUUUGAUGAUCGAGCCUACUGAGUCUGAGAACCUAGACGAGCUCAAUAGAUUCAUCGACUCGAUGAUCUCAAUACGUAAAGAGAUCGAGGAUGUCAAAAAUGGUGGCAGCGCCGCUCUACUAAAAAAUGCUCCUCAUUCGCUUAGAGACUUGCUGGAGACCAAUGAAAAAGAAUGGCAAACUAGAGGAUAUUCAAGACAGCAAGCUGGCUUUCCACUGCCAUUCUUGAAAGACUUCAAGACCUGGCCUUUCGUUACACGUGUCGAUGACACUUAUGGAGAUAUCAAUUUGAUGUGCACCUGUCCUUCAGUUGAGGAGGUUGCACAACAAUAAGAUUCAAUAGGUUUUUGAAUAAUAAAUAAUGGAAGAUCCAAAUAAAUAGUUUCACAUAAUCAUCUGUCAACCUCUCCGAAAACGAGAUCCAUUGUUCCAAUGAUGGCCACGGCGUCGGGUAGCAAGUGGCCCCUAGAAAUAUGAUCGAAAGCAGCCAAAUGAGAGAAUCCUGGAGCACGAAUUUUGCAUCUGUAUGGUCUCUCUGAUCCGUCACUCACGACAUACACUCCCAUUUCGCCCUUCGGCGCCUCGAUAACUGUAUACGUCUCACCUGGGGGAACUUGGUAACCUUUAGUGAACACCAAGAAGUGAUGGAUUAAAGCUUCCAUGUCAGUUUUCAUCAACGACUUGGCUGGAGGGGCAAUUUUGAAAUCCUCAACCUUCACAGGACCUGCUGGCAUAUCGUUGAUGCAUUGUUCGAUGAUUCUUAGCGACUGUCUAAACUCAGCCAUUCUUAUCAAGUAUCUAUCGUAGCAAUCUCCUCUUGUCCCAACAGGGAUAUCGAAAUCCACAUACUCAUAGGCAUCGUACGGCUGUGACUUUCUGAUGUCGAAUGGAACGCCCGAUCCUCUAAGCAUGACACCCGAUAGACCAUAAUUCAAUGCGUCUUCUGCCGUCACCGUUCCAAUAUCAACCGUUCUUUGUUUCCAGAUACGAUUGUCGCUAAGGAGCUCCUCUGUUUCAUCAAUACGGUCUCCAAAUUGCGUAGCCCACAUGUAUAUAUCAUCCAGUAAGCCAAAUGGAAGAUCUUGCGACACCCCGCCUGGUCUCACGUAGGCAGCGUGCAACCGGGCCCCUGAAACUCGCUCAUAAAAUUCCAUCAAUUUCUCUCUUUCCUCAAAUCCCCACAGAAAGGGCGUCAGCGCUCCCACAUCCAUAGCAUGCGAUAGAACGGACAUGAGAUGGUUCAGAAUUCGGGUAAUUUCUCCAAACAUGGUUCUAAUAUACUUUGCUCUAAUCGGCACCUCAAUAUUAAGUAGUUUCUCCACAGCAAGGGAAAAAACCUGCUCGUUGGUCAUCAUAGAGACAUAGUCGAGUCUAUCAAAAUACGGUAAUGCCUGAAUAUACGUUUUCGAUUCGAUCAGUUUUUCCGUUCCUCUGUGCAAAAGGCCAACGUGUGGAUCUGACCGAACAAUUUCUUCACCAUGUAGCUCAAGAAUCAGUCGCAGCACUCCGUGUGCUGCAGGGUGCUGCGGUCCAAAGUUCAAGGUAAAAUGUCUAAUCUUGUUUUUACGAACAGGAAAGUCCGGGGAAUCUUCGUUGUAAAGAUUCCAAGUAUCCCAGUCUUUCGAUUCAUUGAUAAACUGUUCAUAGUUACCCAUUGCAGAACUUAUUUUAAUAUUGAAAGUUGACGCUAGCUCUGGUUCAUCCGGAUCACCUUCUCCUGGUCGAUUGCCUCUUUUCCUAAUCUGAUAGAAAUCGUUAUCAUCUGCCUUUUGGCUACCAGUUCCUCCAGUGCCCUGUCUACGAUAUGCAGUGACAGAAAAAUUCCUUGAGUGGACUCCUAUGGAGCUCCAGGCUGCAACCCUCCAACCCUGUCUGAGUCCAAAAC